GGGCAACGCAUAACGACGAAAAAGCCUGGAAGUUUUCGCAAAAAAGUGAUAAAUUUCGAAGGUUCGCUGGCAUAUUUCGAUCGGGGCAGCAUCGAGGAUACGUUUGCUCAACCGGCAAAUAGCUGCACCGUCGUGCAAGUGACCGCUUUUCGCCACUAAAUGCGUGCCCGUUUUCCACGCCGUGCUGUGUGUGGCAGCUGCCUCCAAACGACGACGACGACGACGACUCGGAAGGUGUUGCGUGAAAAGUGAAAAAAAACUUGAGUGUUUACUGUUCCCGCACCGAAAAUUGUCCGUCCAUCCGCGUGCCUCCCGUGGGCCGUGUUUCGGUUUUGCUGCCGAAUCCGGGAUUUUACGUGUUUCCAAACCACCUCCCAACCCCACCCCCGUGUGCGCGUGUGUGUGUUUACGGCGAGUGUUGGCGAGCGGCGCACCCGUGGUCGUUAAUGGUGGCGCCUGGUGCUAUCGGUUCUCGCCUUUGACCGAUUUUCCAACGAGACGUCGGGUGACCGAACCGAGUGUGUUUACUCAGCAGCACCAGCAGCAUUCAAAUUUCAACGACAAAAGUUUCGAUAUUCGUUGCGCAAGUUGGCCGUAUCGUAGGCAACCAUCGGUGGUCGCCGCGAGUGUGAAGGAGAGCAAAGAUCGAAGAGUGAGGGAAAGAGUGAGUGAACAUAUCGAAUCGGUUGAUAAGGUUUGCGAAACCGCGCAUGCAAAUAUAAUAUCCGCCUCCUAAUCGCACUUGUUUGCGAGAACCGUGUUCUGCCAUCAUGUUCUAGUGAGCAGGAGCACCUUCCUUCCUGUUGCGUGCGCGCGCGAGUUUUUCCCGGCCCCCUGGCCUACUGCGAGCAAAACAUCAAUGAAGCAAUAGGCGACGGCAGUGACUCUCCGCGCAGGGGCUACACUUCGGCUAUUCGUCCUCAUCGUCCUCAAGCGGCGCACCCCUCGCUCGCCAGCUUUGCGCGAACGCGAACAGAAAACAAUAACUUUUUUUUUCUUCCACCGAAACACGGAAGAAGCAUAGAACGGUGCGUCCCCUCGUGCACGCACCGUCGAUUGAUACGCGCCCGACAUCCGAGUGCGGUACAUCCGAUCGCCGCCGCGUCCUCACCUCAGGGCGGCCGCACGGCGCGACGACGAGGAAUAGGAGAACCGAGAAAUCUAAAUACAUCCAACACUGCGCCCAGUAGAGCGCCCGCCGGUAUCUAGAAAAAGGUGUGGUAUGCGUCUCUGCCUAUCUUAUCCCACUGGUGAUCGCGCUAUCAUCAUCACGACCGUCCCGUCGUCGUCAUCGUCAUCAUGCGCUAGCCACUUCCUCUGGAGCAUGUAAAUGUGCUAGAACAGGAGAAAGCACUGGAGCGAGAAAGAGAGCGAAAAAAAAGUGUGCCUGUGUGUGCGUGUUUGUCUAGUGUUGUGUGUGUCUCUGUUCGUUCGCACGUGCAGCAGGAUCAAGUUCGGCUCCUUUCGGGUUCGUCUCCUCCGCAGGGAAGCGGAGGGAGAUCGAAAAAAAAAGCAUCGAAGAAGCAUCAUCAGCGCACCCCUAGCAUUGCGUGCGCGCUUAGCCCCAGGCCGCUUAGGUGCGAGAGUUCUAAGUGCUUUUUUUCGUGAGUGAGAACGAGACGCACGACGAAUCACCAGAAGCGUCGAGCGAGGAAGCGAGAAAGAGAAGGAAAGCGAGAAGCAUAACAUACGGUGGCGGCGGUGAGCCACCACUCAACAUUCAGCAGGGGCCGUCGGGGGGAAACAAAACAUCUGCCGUGGAAAUAAUAAUUAAACACACGGCACGGCACGGCUCUGUGAACUCCGUUUUGCGUUGUGUAAGGUGGUGGUAGUGCGUGCGUACGGAAGCGGUGGAAAAGGAUACGGGCGAACAAGUCGUCACCGACGUGAAGGACAUUCGGAGAGAGGGUGAACGCAGGAAGCGUAGUGUUGAGAGUAGUGUCCCUGCGGGGCCACCGGGAAAAGGCCGCUCAUCCUUUCAGCGGCUUACGCAAGCGUACAAGGAUCUCCGAGCAGGCGACGGUCCCUUGCGCCCUGCUCUCGGCGCCUGCUUUGUGCCCAAUAAACGCAGCAUCGGAGAGAAAGUUGAUUGAACUUUUGCGCUAGCCCGCAGAAGAACAUCUUUCGGGAGGGAGAGAACGCAUAAUUUGCAUUCCAAGGAGGCCUUUUCGCGUGCCAAGGAAAUCUCUAGAAAAUGGAAAGCUCCGAGGACGAUAACUCGGAUCACUCGCAGGGAGAUAAGUCGAACAAACAGCGCUGGACCAAGCACGAGGAUGCUGCCCUAAAGACGCUGGUGGAGCAACAUGGCGAACGGUGGGAGAUCAUUUCGCGGCUGCUGAAGGAUCGCAACGAUGUGCAGUGCCAGCAGCGGUGGACGAAGGUGGUCAAUCCGGAUCUAAUCAAAGGCCCCUGGACCAAGGAGGAGGAUGAUAAAGUGGUAAGCCUGGUGGCAAAGUAUGGGCCGAAAAAGUGGACCCUCAUUGCAAGGCACCUGCGCGGCCGCAUUGGCAAGCAGUGUCGCGAGCGUUGGCACAAUCACUUAAACCCAAACAUCAAGAAGACGGCCUGGACGGAGGAGGAAGAUCAUCUCAUCUAUUCUGCUCACCAGAAAUGGGGUAACCAGUGGGCAAAGAUCGCCAAGCUGCUACCCGGGCGAACCGACAAUGCGAUCAAAAACCACUGGAACUCCACGAUGCGCCGGAAGUAUGAAGGACCACUUGCGGUACGUCGCAGAACAAGGCUACCCACGAGCGACCCCUUGGAUGGUGCUGCUGGCGCUCUUGGUGGUAGCACCACCCUCGGUGGCGAUAUAUCUGACACGAACGUCAGUAAUGGAGCAACUUCAUUACUGGUGCCAGCGAUUCUGAGCGAAACGGCCGGCGAAACGCUUCAGAACCUCAUACGCAAGAAUCGCAAAAAACCGUCGAUCGACGAUCGAAUGUUCAUGGAUGAUGUUAUGGUGCAGGGUAACAUCAUCGAUGGCAAUGUGGCGGUAUCGACCAGACGAGGCGACUUCCUGGUCAGCCCGGUUGCCGAUCGGAAGAAGCACUACAUCAUCGAGCCGCUCUACUCGGCCAAAGUGGACAUGAAGCUGCUGCUCGGCACGAAUGUCGGUGGAACGAUGCAGAGCAACAACAACAAUACGAUCGAAGGAAGAGGAGAAGGAGAAGAAGGAGAAGGGGACACGGAACAGGCGCGUUCUCAGGCCCCAGUUGGUACCACGCUCUACCAGAAGCUACCGGGCGGUGGAGUGCAGCAACUCGAGAAUUGUAUUCCUACCAACAUCAACCUGUACGACCUGAUUACUAGCACCAGACAGCAGGAUGCCGCCAACCAGCAGGACGGACAAGUAGACAGCAAAUUGACACCAAACAUUCUGCGACGGAAAAGGAAACUCAUCUCGGAGGAUGGAAUGAAUGAGUUGCAAAUACUGCAGCACCAGGAGCGUCAGUUCCAGCAGCUGAUGGGCGUUGGGGACAAUAAUGCAUCCGACGAUGAGCAACCAGCACGAGCCACGGGCCCAGGCGGUGGCAAUGGUGCCCGGAACCACCCAGGCUUCGGUAGCCACAUUAUGUCACCGUCGAUCACCCCCAUAAAACCGCUUCCGUUCUCACCGAGCCAGUUUUUGAACUCGCCCAGUUUGACCGUGUCCUUCGAUCAGCUUCCCGCUAGUACGCCCGUCAAACGGGCUGCACUGAAAAACGACACUAGUCUAUUGAGUACUCCCGUUCCUGCGAAGGAAGCUGGUGUGACUCCCUACAUCAAGAAAGAACCAGUGACACCGGGAACUGCGGCAGCAGCACCAGGAGUGAAUGUGAAGGCUGAUUCAGCAGUGCAACAGGAAGAUGGCAAAACGCAAACCCCUCUAAAAGAGACAAAACCUUCGCUAGAACCGCGCACCCCGACACCGUUCAAGAAUGCGAUGGCCGAAGUGGGCAAACGGCGCUCCGAAGUCUACGUUCCACCCAGUCCGGCCGUUCUCGGUGAAGACAUAGCCGAGAUUAUGAAUCAGGAGCAGGCGAAGGAAAAUUCGGCAGAAUCCUCCUCCUCAACGCUGGUCAGCGAUAGUUCGUCGACCGCGGCAAACAAAUCCCAGGACGAGGGUAAGGUGGGGAGUAAGGAAAACAAAAUACCUCCCGUAUCUAGUACGGCCGCCGGGCACGCUUCGCCGCGCAAUCAGAAGAAAGUGUCUACCUCCGUGUUCUCGCAGCAGUGGGAAAACUCCGAUAUGAGCUUCUUUGCGGAAACACCAAGUAAAUCCUUGAUUUCGGAGUCGGUCGCCUUAUCUCCAUCGCUUCGCGAACGGCUAGGUGAUACGGAGAUUUUGCUGGAGGAUGAGCUGAAAGACGGUACCGGCACACCGACCAAGCGGUCAGGCAAAAAGCCUGCCUCUACCCCAACGUCCGUCGAUCAUAAGUGGUUGAAGUACGCUUGUGGAAAAACACGUGACCAACAGGCCAUGUCCCAGCAAGCACAUAAUUGCCUCAAAAAGACAUCCCUUCAGCCGCGGUCGCUCAAUUUUUACAAAUAAUAGUGCAGCAAGUGCAGCAAGUGCAGCAGUGCUUUAUGUCAACACAAAAUCCCACCCCACCGGGGCCAUCGCAGAUGCAAUGAGAAGAGAUGAGCUGCAGGGAUGAGUGGGAUCGCGCAGCGAGUAAUUUGUAGUAAUAAUAAUGGGACACAGGACGAUUGCGCAUCGUUUUAGAAUGUAAGUUAAGUAAGAUAUGAGAUGAUUUAAGACGAACAGAUAAUACGUUUCGCGCUCGACCGGCGGGGGCUAGGCGUACUUAAUUAUGUAUCGACCGUUUAACUCGCUACGAUGAGUUUACGUGUAGAGAGUGAGCGCAAGUAGCAUCUAUGUUAACUAACCAAAAACCCUCACAACUCUAACACGCAAUUCGUACCAGACUAUCACCCCAUCUUUACUAAAAUUGAAUUAGUGCAGUGCAGUUAAUGAAAUUUGCGUCAAAAAUGAAUUGCUCGGGUCAUACAGUGUGAGAGCAGACGGAGGCGCACCAUAAUAGCUAUAAUAUUGCAUUCAGACAAGUUUAACAUAUUUUGCAUAUACUCAAUAUACUCUUUGCUUCUUUGUAUAACAUUUUCAAACUCAUAUCCAACGCCUUGGAGUGUAUGGCCACUGUCACCAGGCAUUUUGCUUUUUGGCCAGAAGUUAUUUACCAGUCUCAGCGCAAGUUUUGUCUCUAGAUGUUAGGAUUUUCGACGACUUUUUCGCCCGAUGGGGCAUAGGCCAGAUCAAACGAAGAAGACCCUUGUUAUGGCUUUUUUUUCUAUUCUUUGUUUUGGUUAUUUAUAUGUUUGUUUUUACUACAUUUAACUUUAGACAGACCUUCAGCAACUCCGAGCUAGGCUGAGCAAAAUUUUGUAAAUUCAAAAGCAUCAGAGGGACUACGAGUUUUAAGAUCCAGAUAGCUGAUAGUUAUAAUAAGGAUAACGGUACUGUUGUCGUCGCGCAGUAAACGCGGUUCUGUACCAGCGGUGCGAAGCCUCUGUAGUGUCCUGACAAUUCUGUGCUUUAGAUUAAACCUUGCUGAAAUCGUACAAAACAUUAAUUUUCUUGUAACCGAUACGUACCGAAUUUGAAUAACAUUUCAUUAACACACAGCUAUUCGAACCGGAAAAUCACUCUAUUCGAUUAUUUUAGUAUCAUUGCACGGUUUUUAAAUUUUUUGAAACCAAUUUUGUCUAGAGACAACCAAUGUCGCUCCUAGUGUGCUAGUGCGAAAUCAUCGAAGAAUAAAAGCCAUUUUGUUCACUCCUGCAGCUAACGGUUAAAA
Anopheles aquasalis is the source of this 5795-nucleotide messenger RNA. RefSeq names its product proto-oncogene like protein Myb (gene Myb). Gene Ontology annotation, molecular function: DNA-binding transcription factor activity, RNA polymerase II-specific; RNA polymerase II cis-regulatory region sequence-specific DNA binding. Lineage: Eukaryota; Metazoa; Arthropoda; Insecta; Diptera; Culicidae. The record is from RefSeq and is a predicted model, not a curated record. Gene Ontology annotation, cellular component: nucleus. Gene Ontology annotation, biological process: regulation of DNA-templated transcription.